AUGGCGGCUGCGGACGAGGUCGGCUGUGUCUGGCUGGGUCGGAAGCUUUCAGUCACUACCUCUGAGCCGGCUGGGACGCUCCCUUGUUCCGUUCCCGAGCAGGCGCGCGGCGCCGGGACCGUGUCUCCGCUCAGUAGCGCCGAGACGUGGCCGCUCAAGCGAUAUGGCCGCUUUGUCUCCCCGGGAGCCCCACCCUGUGGGGCGGGAGCUUCGGCCUCCUGGAAGGUUUUGGAGUCAAAUGAAGAAUCAGGCCAUCUUAUUCUCACCAUUGUUGUAUCUGGUCAUUUCUUCAUUUCCCAAAGACGGGCAGUACAGGAAGGUUUUUCAUUAAUUGAUGCCCAUAAAUGGUUGAAGAUAGUAAGAAGAGCAGAUUGUCUGUUGUUUGGUUCAAAGUUAAAAAAUGAAUGCCGCAUGUUUCGUAUUCAGUUUGGUGGAGAUUCAAAAGAGCAGGCGCUGGAACACUGCUAUAAUUGUGUGCAGAAACUUAAAGACUAUGUAACAGUUCAGGUAACAGAUGAACAAAACCAAGAGCUGCAUCAAGGUCAUAGUCAGCUGGCUAACAGUGAAAGUCAAGUGAAGGACUUUGAACAAAAUACAUCGAUGCUGCAUGGACCAAGUCACAUUAUAGAUAACCCUCCAGCCCAGUUGUGCACAAGCUUUCCAGAGAGACAGAGAUCCGUGACAGAGCUAGCACAGUCUGUGCUGAAAUCAUCAACAUUUGAGCUCCCCCUUGCAUAUCAGCAUUCCGUGUGGCAUGCUGAAGAAUUAGGGCCUUUUAUUCGCCUAUGUCUCAUGGAUCAGAACUUCCCAGCAUUUGUGGAAGAAGUUGAGACGGAGUUGAAAAAACUGACAGAAGGUUGA
Malaclemys terrapin pileata is the source of this 861-nucleotide messenger RNA. RefSeq names its product REC114 meiotic recombination protein (gene REC114). NCBI's taxonomy places the organism in Eukaryota, Metazoa, Chordata, Testudines, Emydidae. The record is from RefSeq and is a predicted model, not a curated record. The transcript has 6 exons. The coding region runs from base 1 to 861 and encodes 286 amino acids.